Messenger RNA from Olea europaea var. sylvestris, 1273 nucleotides. Its product is annotated as WUSCHEL-related homeobox 8-like. The transcript has 3 exons. Bases 130 to 963 code for a protein of 277 amino acids. Gene Ontology annotation, molecular function: DNA-binding transcription factor activity; DNA binding. The record is from RefSeq and is a predicted model, not a curated record. NCBI's taxonomy places the organism in Eukaryota, Viridiplantae, Streptophyta, Magnoliopsida, Lamiales, Oleaceae.
GGACCAUUUUUGUAAUUAACUCAAUUUAAAGAUUGCAGUCAAGAUGUUUGCUAUAUCCCUCCACUUUUAGCUUCACUUUUCCAUAUAUUCUGUUUACAAUAUUUCUCUGUAACCCGAAGCUGUUCUGUAAUGAGAAUCGAUGUUCUGAUGGAAUGGGAGAAACAAAACGUUGUGCAAGUUGCAGAUGAAGUUAAUAACGGAGUAGUGAAUAAUGGAGGAGUUUUUGUGAAGGUGAUGACAGAUGAACAAAUCGAAAUCCUUCGCAAGCAGAUCGCUGUUUACGCCUCCAUUUGUGAACAACUUAUCCAUUCCCACAAAUCUCUUACUCUUCAACACGAUCUUGCAGGGGCGAGGUUCGGAAAUCUGUAUUAUGACCCCUUAAUGACCCCUGGAGGCCAUAAAAUUACUGGCAGACAGCGGUGGACUCCAACAGCGGUUCAACUUCAGAUGCUUGAGCGUAUAUUUGAUCAAGGGAAUGGAACUCCAAGCAAACAGAAAAUCAAAGAGAUAACAUCUGAAUUGUGCCCACAUGGCCAGAUUUCUGAGACUAAUGUUUAUAAUUGGUUUCAAAAUAGGCGUGCUAGAUCAAAAAGGAAGCAACAGGCUGCACCACCAAAUACUGCAGAACCAGAAGCAGAGACUGAUGCUGAGUUGCCAAAUGAAAAGACAACAAUUCCAGAUGAUUUUCAGACUCAGCACGUCCCAAGUUCAAAGGUUGAAGAUCUGAGCUUCAAAAACCCUGGGGCUAGUUCUGCAAUGAAUUCUAUGGAUCCACCACAAACCAGGAAGCCUGAAAGCAUGCUGCCUCCAGAAGGCUUUUUGAAGCAUGGUGGGAGUUUUGGUCAGGUGCCGUGUGGAAACAUGUUAUCUAAUCCAGGAAUAGACCACUUGAUUGGAAAAAUGGAAGUUCCAGAGGACUAUGAUUCUUACCUUCAACCAGACGACUUCAACAUGACUGGCUAACAACCUAUUUUCGUCGUAGUGAUGUUUCUUCUUGACCUCGGCAACCUUUGUUCUCAGAAAUACCACGACCGCACAUGAAAUGCUGAAUUUGUUAUGUUGUUGCAGUCGUGAUUAUCGGAGUGCAGUAGUUGCUUUUUUAGUAAAUUGAAGUUUGUUUCCAUUCCUUGUACCCGAUCCUUGAUGAUCUGUUCGGUUGUUUCGUUUUCUUGCAUCCCUUGUAUUGAUAAAUAAUGGUUGUUCUUGUUAAGAACAAGUGUUUGAUUUUAUAUUUAGAUUUCAAUAAAGAUAUCCUCCGCAAUUUUUUCACGUA